CACGUGGCGGCCGCGGCGGGGCCGGGCCUGCAGCCGGCGCGGCGCCGGUAGCGCCAUGUCGCUGCGGGAGCGCAGCCCGGGCCGUGCCGCCGGGGACGGGGAGGAUGCGGCACAGGCGCUGGCAGAGCCCGACGGUUCGGACCGGUGCCUGUCGCUGCUGCCCUGGGACCGCUUCUCGGCCUGGCUGCACUGCGUGUGUGUGGUGGGCUUCGACCUGGAGCUGGGCCAGGCCGUGGAGGUAAUAUAUCCUCCACAUUCAAAACUCACAGAUAAAGAGAAAACCAAUAUUUGCUAUUUGUCUUUUCCAGAUUCUAAUUCAGGUUGUCUUGGGGACACACAGUUUUGUUUUAGGUUUCGACGGUCUCCUGGAAGGAAAGUCUCAUUCUGCUGUUUUCUGGACCAGCUGGAUAGAGAUCUACCAGUUUACUUAAAGAAAGAUCCAGCUUAUUACUAUGGCUAUGUAUAUUUCAGACAAGUUCGAGACAAAUCAUUAAAAAGAGGCUAUUUCCAGAAGUCGCUGGUCCUGAUCAGCAAGCUGCCUUACGUCCAUCUCUUCCGCACCAUGCUUAAGCAAAUAGCUCCAGAGUAUUUUGACAAAAGUGAAGCUUUCCUGGAAGCAGUUUGUAGUGAUGUUGAUCGUUGGCCACCGCCAAUUCCAGGGAAAAUACUGCAUUUGCCUGUUAUGGGUAUUAUAAUGAAGUUGCGAAUACCAACAUAUCGUGACAAGCCUGGAACAACACCAAUAGUACAGAAUAUGCACCAGGCAGAUGCUCAGAUCUCCAUGGCUUUACCAACUGUUCAUGAAGUAGAUCUUUUCAGGUGUUUCUGUCCAGUGUUCUUUCACAUCCAGAUGCUUUGGGAACUAGUACUACUAGGAGAACCGCUUGUUGUGAUGGCACCAUCACCAUCAGAGUCUUCAGAAACUGUGUUGGCACUUGUUAGUUGUAUUUCACCAUUGAAGUACUGCAGUGAUUUCAGGCCGUAUUUCACCAUACAUGACAGUGAAUUCAAAGAGUAUACAACUCGCACACAAGCCCCACCAUCUGUCAUUCUAGGGGUGACAAAUCCGUUUUUUGCUAAAACACUUCAGCACUGGCCUCACAUUAUCCGAAUUGGAGAUCUUAAACUUCCAGGUGAAGUUCCAAAGCAGGUGAAAGUGAAAAAACUGAAGAACCUAAAAACUUUGGACUCCAAACCUGGUGUUUAUACCUCUUACAAGCCAUACUUGAACAAAGAUGAAGAAAUAGUUAAGCAGCUACAAAAGGGAGUACAACAGAAGCGUCCUACAGAAGCACAGAGUGUGAUUCUUCGGCGCUAUUUUUUGGAAUUGACGGAAAGUUUCAUUAUUCCAUUAGAACGGUAUGUGGCAAGUCUAAUGCCUUUGCAGAAAUGCAUAUCACCAUGGAAGAGUCCACCACAGCUGAGGCAGUUUAGCCAAGAUGACUUCAUGAAGACACUGGAAAAAGCAGGACCACAGCUCACAUCAGGUUUAAAAGGGGACUGGAUAGGACUUUACAGGCAUUUUUUGAAAUCGCCAAACUUCGACGGUUGGUUUAGGAGCCGGCAGAAAGAAAUGACUCAGAAGUUGGAGGCCCUUCAUUUAGAAGCCCUCUGUAAUGAGAACUUGGUUUUCUGGAGUCAGAAACAUACUGAAGUAGAAACGGUGGAUCUUGUCUUAAAGUUAAAGAAUAAACUGUUGCAGGCUGACAGAGAACAUCUUCCUGUGAAAACUGACACACUGAAAAAGCUGCAGACACACAUCAAUGACAUUAUACUAGCACUUCCAGAUGACUUACAGGACAUCUUGCUCAAAACUGGCACAACAUGAUUUCUACUGGACUUUUUUUGUGCAGAAAAGAGAAGGCAAAUGUAGUUUCACAGAACACAGUGGCUUAUCAAGUUGGGAACACAGCUCUAAAUAGUAUAUUAACACUACAAGUGGACUGUACUAAUCAUAUAGCCCACUAUACUAUUUUCACUGUUUUUUCCACUUAACUACCAAUGCAACAAAAAAAAAAUCCUGUGUCUAAUAAUGUCUGAAAUAAGUGCUCUUAAAGCAAAAUCUGUGGGCAUAAUGAAACUAUACCACAGUCUAGGACCACAGUGCAGUGCUGGCAUUGCAGAAUGUUUUCCAAUUGGUGCUGCUAUACCCAAUCCUGUUAACUCAGGGGUAAGCAAUAUUGAUCCUGUACUGUCCUGUUGAUGUAGUAUCUGAUUACUUUUUUUCUUCCUUUUGUCUUUCAGUUUUCAUGUAGUGAUAAGUCCAACUGACAUAUUUUGUGUCUUGGUCAAAAUACAUUAUAAUUGAGGUAUUUUACUGGUAAAUCAUGGCUCUCCAAACUGUUUCAGGGACAGCUGAAAUAAUCACAUCCAUUCUUAACUUUCUUCCUUCCUCCUUCUUAACUGUCUUUCCAAAGACAUAUUAAUUUAGCAUCUUUCAAGAAGUGAAGGCAGCUGACGUUUCCUGAAGAGAAUUCUCUUCCAUUCACAGUCACAGAGUGCUCUUACUCACAUGCCUUAAAUAUAAAGUAAUCGUAUACUAAUUGGUGGUUUUAAACUGCUGACAUCCAGGAUUUAAAGUGGAUCACUAGCGUAAAUGUAAGCAUGCAGUAUUCAUCACAGGAAAUAAACACAGUGGUGUUCUAGUAUGGAUUUUAAAAUCAGUGAUUUCAAUAGAGUUAGCUGAUACAAAAUGUGUUUCAGUUGGAGAUGAUAGCUGUCAGCUCCAGUUAUUUCUUUAUUUUUUUUCUUUACAUAAGGCAUUUGAAGAGGUAAUGGGGCUAGAGGGAGGAGAUGAUGGCUUCAGCUGAAAAAAAGCCUAUGGAAAGGUCAGAUUGUGGCAUGAAAAGUUCAUAGCAUGGAAUUGUCAGUGUAUGCAUAUAGCAGACGUGCAUAAAGAGUAAUUUUCUCUUGAGUAUUAAGCAACAAGAAUGUGAUGUUCAUCUUCUUGAAAAGUUUCAUUAGUACAUGAAAACUCAGCUGCUUCACGUGCAGUGUUGUACUUUGACCAGUUUCAAGACGAAUAAAGUUAAUGCUAUGGUGUACCCAUAGCAUAUGCUUUAUAUGGCAAGUGGAUCACAGUUAUACAAAAACCAAACAACUUGGCUUUUAAGUGCUUGGAUAGAAUUUUUACAAACUUGUGACAUAAUCCUGCUAUAAGAAUAUGCUUUUGUAUGAUAAAUAUUUCAUAUCAUCUUUCUAAAAAUAUCUUACUUAGAUAUAAAUUGUCACAGCGAUAUUUUUAUGAAAAUGAUGUAUUUUAAUACUGUUAUGGUUUGUAUACCGUUACUCAUGACCAAAAGUUUAAUGUUUUUACUAUUUUACUUAAACUACACCACUUCAGCAUUAAUUUCUAAUUGCAGAUUUUAUUUUGCACACCCUGAUAAAUAGCUUUUCUAAUCCAUAAAUCAGUUAAAUGGCCAUUCUUAUACUAAAUUAUGUUAAAUAUUUAGCCUGGAACACUGUGUAGUUUCUUGGAACCAUGUAAACUGGUAACUCUGAUAACCAUCCCGUGACUGCAAAUAUGUAUUUUUGUAAAAGAAAAUAAAGGGUUUGAUUUUUA
This is a messenger RNA of Neopsephotus bourkii (Bourke's parrot), 3562 nucleotides long. RefSeq names its product DENN domain containing 6A (gene DENND6A). The coding region runs from base 56 to 1828 and encodes 590 amino acids. The transcript is spliced from 20 exons. The record is from RefSeq and is a predicted model, not a curated record. NCBI's taxonomy places the organism in Eukaryota, Metazoa, Chordata, Aves, Psittaciformes, Psittacidae. Gene Ontology annotation, molecular function: guanyl-nucleotide exchange factor activity. Gene Ontology annotation, cellular component: recycling endosome.